This is a messenger RNA of Corticium candelabrum, 2242 nucleotides long. Its product is annotated as coiled-coil domain-containing protein 81-like. The record is from RefSeq and is a predicted model, not a curated record. NCBI's taxonomy places the organism in Eukaryota, Metazoa, Porifera, Homoscleromorpha, Homosclerophorida, Plakinidae. The transcript is spliced from 12 exons. The coding region runs from base 103 to 2130 and encodes 675 amino acids. Gene Ontology annotation, cellular component: centrosome.
AUCCGGGAUUCCGAGCGUGCAUUAUUCCCGUGGCAACCGUUGUCUGAUCGAUGCUACAUACUACAGAACAGUAGCACAGCGUAGACAUGAUCCCAGACCAUUAUGACUGAUGUCAUGAGUCAGAUUGUCUCCGAAGUGAGAAGCAACCGCUUCACAACCAUCCCAACUCUCUCAGAUGACGAUGUAUUUCACGUUUGGGAAGGAGUCUCGCUAUACAUAGAACGCCACAUGAACAUGCAAAAGGGUGUGCAGAUACCAGGACUCGGUGUAUUUACUUUCUCGCAAACGAAGCUGGAAGUGGGUAACAACAAAUUCAUUCUCAUACAGCGGCCAGUGUUUCAACUGUCUGAAAAAUUCGCGCAAACCCAUCACCUUGCCCAUGUCAGACAUCACGUGUCAGGCCAUAUACCGGUUGUACAACUAAACUACACCGUUUUAUCAAUGGAGAGUCCUUUUGAUCGAGACUUGGUCGAGAGAUGUGUCAAGGAAGUUCUACAAGCAGUUUCAAAAUCUGUCCAAAAGAACAGCAAUGUUGAGAUUACAUUUUCUGGCAUCGGUAGACUUAACGUACGUAAUUCAAAAGCAAAGAUGAGAUUUUUUAAAGAGUUUAUUACAAGUAUGGAUAAAAGUGGCAAUUUGAUGAAUGCUUUUAUGAAACGACGAACGGCAAGUUCAGCGUUAUCUAUUGUUACUGGAAAUACCCCAAGACCUCUUACUUCUUCAACAACAGCGUUCCCAAAGAUUGUUGAGACCACUAGUACUGAGGCUCCACUCUCACUCGAGAAGUCCUCUAGCCCAAAAAAUGAAUCACAACGGUCUCGUCGUUCAAGUCAAGAACCCAUGCCAGCAAUACCAGAAGGCGCCAUUGUUUCACAAAACAACUCUAGCUCAAGUGAAGACGAAACGGACAAACAUCCAACAAAAACAGUUGAAUCCAAAUCAAGCCCUCCACCCGCAGACACUGAUCAAUCACAGCAAAGUCCUCAAGAGGGUGCAAACCAUGCCGACUCAACCCCUAAGCUCGCCCACAAAACAUUGACCCCCAAAUCCAGAUCCAACCAUUCCCGCGCAUCAACUGUACCGGCUUCCCGACCUCCAACCUGCUCACACGGACCACAGGCGGGGCAGGAGCUAUGCUACUUGUGUCACCAACGAGAAGCAAGAAAUAUCCCUGUGUCUUUUGCAGAGGAACGACAAGCUCGUGAGACCUACCAAGACCGGCUACUACAACACUACCAACAACAGAAAGACUCACUAGCAAUUGCUCGAGAACAGGCUCGCGAAGCAAAGCUUCAACAAAUCAACCGAACAAUGGCGAAAUUCAACUUGGAACGUUCCGAAAUAAGAAAGGCACAAAAGAGACGGCCACCAUGGGACAGAGAAUACCAGCCAUCAUACGUGUUUGACAGGCGCCCCCUGACCGAACCUCUGUACGCUAGACAGGAACGAUAUUCCAAGGAGCUUGAUCAGCAAGUGUCAAAACAGAAAGAAUGCAGUGCGGCGCUGAAGCAAAAACAAGACGUAAUAGAGAGAUUGGAGCAAAUUCAGCUGGCAGAAGAACUUGCAGCCAGUCGCGAAGCAUAUCUCCAUGACAAGGCCAUGAAGAGCUACCACUACCAGCAAGCUCUUGCCGAGCAGGUCUGUUACAAGCCCGAAGAAUUACCAGCUGCUGAAUCCGACUCGGCGCAACCAAUUUUUGGAAUACAUGAUGCGACGGAAGCAAAGCUACGUGAAAGUCGACGUCGAGCUCAAGACAUCUUUCAUGACCAAUUAUGUGCUGAAAACCAGAAAACAGAAGAAGCACUCAAACGACACAGACAGGACAGGCAAGAGGACCAGAAAAUGCUCGAACGAACAAAGCGAGAGUUGCGUGACGAGGAGAGGCUUCGUCGCGGUGUAAGACUGGAUGGUCAACGUAACUUGGAACAGUCGUGGUUUGAUUCAGUCAACAAUAAACGCCAACGUGAAGCCGAAGAGUUCGAGUUCGACAACAAGCAGGACAUCCUGCUCCACGAACAGUGCAACAAAUACGAGCGUUGUCAUCAAUGUCAACGUCGCAAAGAAAACGUUGGCAAGUCAAAUAUUAUGAAAGAGACGCGCUACAUCGCGGGUUCUAGGAUUAUAGUGUAGAAGACACCGUGGCAGAGUUCUUCUAUGACAUUUAGGCAUUGAUGGCAGAGAGUAUUCAGUUGUAAAACAGAUAGAGCAUUGAGAUACAUAUAUGUACCAAUUCAAUUACCAA